This is a messenger RNA of Tinamus guttatus (white-throated tinamou), 477 nucleotides long. NCBI's taxonomy places the organism in Eukaryota, Metazoa, Chordata, Aves, Tinamiformes, Tinamidae. The record is from RefSeq and is a predicted model, not a curated record.
GAGCUGACGGGCAGCACCAACCUGAUCACGCACUACAACCUGGAGCACGCGUACAACAAGUUCUGCGGCAAGAAGGUCAAGGAGAAGCUCAGCAACUUCCUGCCCGACCUGCCCGGCAUGAUUGACCUGCCCGGCUCCCACGACAACAGCAGCCUGCGCUCGCUCAUCGAGAAGCCACCUAUCUGCGGCAGCUCCUUCACGCCCCUCACGGGCGCCAUGCUCACGGGCUUCCGCCUGCACGCCGGCCCGCUGCCGGAGCAGUGCCGGCUCAUGCACAUCCAGCCGCCCAAGAAGAAGAACAAGCACAAGCACAAGCAGAGCCGCACGCAGGACCCCGUCCCACCUGGAAGAAGCGUCCGUGCGCACGCAGGGGCCGUGGGCUCCGAGGAGGGGAGCGGGGCGGGCGGCUCGGCCCCUCAUACGGAGAUCUCGUACGUGGUCCCCCCCACGCCGGAGACCUUCUUGACCCCUCCGCGC